Messenger RNA from Bathycoccus prasinos, 3588 nucleotides. RefSeq lists its product with no specific name. NCBI's taxonomy places the organism in Eukaryota, Viridiplantae, Chlorophyta, Mamiellophyceae, Mamiellales, Bathycoccaceae. Bases 1 to 3588 code for a protein of 1195 amino acids. The transcript has a single exon. The record is from RefSeq and is a predicted model, not a curated record.
AUGGACGAGGAUGUCCUCCCGCACCCGCCGCGCGGGGUCCUCCUCUCCGCGGUGUGUGACAGUAACAACGUCGCUUCCUAUCGGGACUACUUCGAGGACGUCUCGAAAUGCGUGCCGUACUCCUCGUCGUCGUCUUAUUCCGUGUCAAAGUCGGGAGAUUCGUGGGAAAGCGACGAGGAGGAGGAAAAGGACGACGACGGAGUGUUCUUGCGGAUAACCAAAGCACACGAGCAGCAAAACAACAACAGAAACGAGAAACCUGCCGUCCAAGUUUCGUUUAUAAACAUUCACGACGUGAUCGACGCAAACUCGCCGAACGAGUACGCGCAAACCGCGCAAAGAAUCGAACGGGUAAAAGCGAGAUGUAAAGAGAAAAGGAUUGGGUUGGUGUUUUGCACGGUGAGUCCAACGAGAGAAGAGGAGGAGAAAAAUGAUCGCGAGAAUAAAGAAGACGUGACGUACGCAUUGGAGGAGAGAGUUUUACAGGUUUUGAAAAGGUUGUGUGGCGUGGAAACGAGGAUUGUUGCGUUGACGCGCGUCGGGAGCGACUCGCGGGAGAAGUGCUUGAAAGCGUUGGCGCGAGCGACGGAGGAGGUGAAGCAGGAGGUGCUCGUGAACGAAGGGAAACGGGCGAUUGGGAAAUGCGACGACGUUUUGAACGCGUUUGAGAGGGAGGUUUUGGAAAGUGGUGUCGCGGUUUUGGAGGAACGCGAAGUACGUUUGGCGAGAUUGGAGGCGCGGUGUAAAGCGAGUAGGUAUUUGUUUAAAGCGGCGAGUUACGCGGAGUUUAGAGGCGACAGUGAAGCCGCGAUGAACGCGUUGGGUGAGUGUUACGCGAGCUUGAUGGCGUACGUUGAUGAAGCGAUGCCGGAAGUACUUCGCGGUAGUUUCGAAGAAAAUAAUAAUACUCAAUCGAGACGAUUGUGGAGAGUGUGCGAGACGCUGAGAGUGUUGACGUAUUGCAGAUCGAGAAUGUCCUCGACGCAAUUGAGCCAAAUUUUGAAGACUAUGGAUACGAGCGCGAAUAGCGAGGUGAAUAAAGCGAUCCAAGAAUUGGCGAGAGUGGAGAAGGAACACGCUUGUUUCGUUAAGAGGUGCUUGUCGAUGAGAAGAAAGAAUUCUUUUUUACUGAAAGCGUACGACGACGACGCCCCUCUCGGCUUGAAAUGUUUCGCGGCGUAUUUCUUAUCUUUGCGCGCGAAAGCGGAUAAAUCGUUUGCAGACGUGCUCGCACACACGAUGCACGCGAAUCCGAACGUGUACGACGCAAUCUUCAACGACAAUACGCAGUUUCAACGCACCGCCGCGACGAAAUCGACGAGCUUUGAUUUGAGAUUAGAUCCAGGAUUUUAUUACCAAAGCGCGUUCGAAGCGCUCUCUUCGCGAAGAGAGUUUAUGCAAUCGUCAGGGUUAGGAAAGGAUCCGUCCGUAUCCGCAACAACAAACGCCUCCAUACUCACGCGAGGACGCUAUUUGGGAACUUUCGAUCUCAAAAACGAAACGGUCACGGGUGCAAAUCAAAGCAACAUAGAAAAUCACGGCAGAAACGCGCAAAUCCCUUCUUCGAUUGAGCUACGGCGCGCGUACGCGCGCUUUGAAAACACUUUCUCGCCUCUCGAAAUGCUGGAAAAAGCGAAAGCAUAUUACGAAGGAAAUCCAAGGUAUAAGGCGUUCCAUCGUUCAUUAAACGCUAUUUCGAGCGAUUACGCGUUAGAACUUUUCUACGCGAACAACACGGCGACGAACAAGGAAAAGGUUUUGCACAUAUUGACUGCGUGCGCGGAAACCUAUCGGAAAGAAGGAUGGGAGGAUUUACUCGAGGAAACUCUGGAGCGCACUUUGCUGUGUCUCGGAGGAGGAGGAAAUGAAGCUGGAGAGAGCGCGUUAAAACAUCGCAUGGAUGUUUUAUUAGAGCUACACGGUAUUCAAUAUCGCGAAUCCGAAGGAAAGACGCGCGCUUCUCGUUUACUCGCAGACGGUGCGACGAAAACAAAAUCUUUGCCCGUUGUGUUUGAGGUAUCGCGCAAAUCCUUAGCUUCUCGCGCACUCAAAGUGUCUUGUAGUUUUGGCCACGAUGUGGCACGUAACGAUUCCGUUCGCGCGGGCGAUUGCGUCACGUUAGCCGUUCGAUAUGCUCUUCAAGGCUUAGUUGACCACGACAUGUUUUCGGUGGUAAAACUUGAAGCGCACUUUUCCGAUGGAACGAAGGCUUCGACAACAACUGCGAGUAAAGACGAAAAGGACGUCGUAAAUAUUCCGUUAACUGUGCAAUCGAAAACGCAAAGCGACUUUGUCUUGGAAGUUGACGCAUUGGAUGUACUUACGAAAUCUGGCUUCACUUUUCGAUUCCCGAAAGCUUCUUUCGAAACGCUCAAACUCCUCGGGCACACAAAAUCUGUUUCCGUGAAAAAACUCGCCCCUCGCGCAGAAUUAAAGAUCAUGGAUGGAGAAAAUGAUAGCAACGAAACGACCAUUUUGUUUGGCGAAAAGAAGACACUGGCUGUUGUCGUCACCGCGGUGGAUGGACUCGCAGACGCCAUCGUAAAUCUUUCCAUCGACGAAAGUUUGCGAGAGAUUUCCCUUGGAAGUGAAGACGACGGCGGCGAGAAGAAAGGCGAAGUCAUCGCGAGCUUUGAAAACCCACGAAUAGUUGUCGGCUCGCUCUCCAAAGGCGAAUCAAAACGCGUGAACGUGACCGCGACGUUCUUCUCGAAUCGCACGAACACCGCUAACGACAAAAAACAGAACAGGAAGAAAUCUCGAGCGACAGUUUCAGCACACUUAACCUGUAACUUUGGUUCCCCGGGAGACGGAGAGGUAGAAGUAUCUCCAUCUAGACAUCGCGUCGUGGCAGCGGAAACUUCAAAAACAUUCGCGUUCACAGAUGCGCUCGAAGUUUUAGAUUCUGCAAUCUAUGCGCCGUGUGGCACGUCGCCGGUUUCCAUACUCAUCGCAAAAGACGAUGUAGAAGACGACUUCGCUACGAAGAAGAUUGACUUGAAAGCACAAAAUAGAUCACUCCUGGACGAAGGUGACGUGCGCUUGACGAACAUUCGCGCCAAGACGACAGGUUUGGUCGUCGUGGACGAUGCAAUCACCACGCGAUUAAAGCCAGGAGACGUGUAUACGCACGUCGCGACGAAAGAAUACGUAACGAGCGUUUCGUGGUAUCGCAAGGAGGGGACGCAAACAACGACACAAAAGACACAGUCGUCUUUGUCUAUCGAUGAUGACGAGCUCAUCGACGGUCGUCGAAUAGAAAUCAUGAAUAUUUCUGCUCGAGUGCCUGAAUACAUCCAAGUCGGCGUCGCGUUCGAGUUCGUCGUCGAGAUGAAAAAUCUCGACCUCGACGUACCUCGCGAUUUCGUCGUUUCGGUCAAAGACGCGCCUGGUUUUGUCAUGGCUGGUGAAUCAAAAACUACGAAAACGGCAAACCCGGGCGAGAGUUGUUUCUUGCGUUUGAAAAUAGUCGCUGUCGCGAGCGGGGAGAGAUUCUUACCUUCAGUGUCAGUCGCGUGUCCAAAAUUAGCCGCGACUUGGACGAACACUCAACAACAAAGCGUGCUUGUUUUACCAGUAGCGCUGUAA